Caretta caretta (loggerhead turtle) is the source of this 4274-nucleotide messenger RNA. RefSeq lists its product as uncharacterized. The record is from RefSeq and is a predicted model, not a curated record. Gene Ontology annotation, biological process: regulation of transcription by RNA polymerase II. Gene Ontology annotation, molecular function: DNA-binding transcription factor activity, RNA polymerase II-specific; RNA polymerase II cis-regulatory region sequence-specific DNA binding. Lineage: Eukaryota; Metazoa; Chordata; Testudines; Cheloniidae.
GCUAGGUGCUGGGCGGGAGGAGGGGAGACAGGAAGGGGGGACAAUACAGAACAGAAGGAUCCCCCCAGCCCGUGGUGGGGCUGGCUCUUUUUCAUUGUAGCUGCAAAAAAAUCAGGGUGCCUCCAUUGUGAGCCGGGAAGCCGGGCUGCGCCGGGGAGGUGUGAUCUUGCCAGCCAGGGACUUUCUCAUUGUUGCAAUUGGUCGCCCUGGCGUCCUAGAGCAGCCCCGGGCUCUGCCGACACCAGCUCCCGAGCCGGAGCCUGCAGGGGCUAGUGGCCUUCGAGGUCUGUGUAUCUCACCAUGGAUCAGUGGGCUGCUGUGGAUCCUGAUCAGAAACCUUUGUGCAGGGGUGGCAUACAGGAGAAUGAUGAUCCCCUGAUGAUUCUGAGGCCUGACUCCUGUGCAGAUUCUCUCCCUACCCCAGCCGGGGACAGGGCAGCAAGUGAGACUGAGGAGGAGAAUGCCGGGGAGGAAGGCCCCGAGAUCGUGGAAUUGGAUCCAGCAUUGCUGGGCAGGCUGGAGGGGGCUGAGGCCAGGAGCCCGGAGGAGCAGGGUCCAGACUGUGAGAGCCUGCGCUGGACGGUGGUGCAGCAGAUCGACUCCCCCGGGAAGCCGGCGCAGCGGCGGGGCGGCGGGGGCAAGUCAGCUGGCGCCAGCUUCCAGAACUUCAAGAGCAUCAUCGUGCUGCAGAAGAGCUACGAGUGUGGCGAGUGUGGCAAGACCUUCAGCUGCAGCUCGCACUUCAGCAAGCACCGGCGCACCCACACUGGCGAGAAACCCUUCCGCUGCCUGCACUGCGGGAAGAGCUUCAAUGUCAGCUCCAACCUCUACCGCCACCAGCGGGCCCAUGCCGCCGAGCGGGCCUGCCCAUGCCCCGAGAGCUCCCCACCACCGGUGCCAGCGAGUGCCCCUAACCCUGCCACUCCUCGGCCCCGGGGGCUGCCCUACAAGUGCGAGGAGUGCGGCAAGAGUUUCCGGCGCAACACGGAACUGGUGACCCACCAGCGGCUGCACACGGGGCGCCUGCCCUUCCAGUGCACCCACUGUGGGAAGAGCUUUUCCUGGAGCUCCCACUUCGACCGGCACAAGCGCAUCCACACCGGCGAGAAGCCCUACCAGUGCCCUGAGUGCGGGAAGUGCUUCAGCCGCAGCUCCCACCUCUACCGGCACCAGCGCACCCACGCUGGGGGCCGCUCCUAUAUCUGCACCUACUGUGGACGCAGCUUCAACAGCACCCUGCACUUCGACCGGCACCAGCGCACCCACACCGGCCUGCGCCCCUACAAAUGCACCCUGUGUGGCAAGGGCUUUGGCGAUGGGCUGGCCCUGGUCAAGCACCAGCGCCUGCAUCUAGGGGAUGGGCCCUUCCACUGCGAGGAGUGCGGCAAGAGCUUCGGGGCGAGGGCGCAGUAUGCCCGGCACCGGCGCAGCCUGCACGGUGCCGCCGCUGCCAACACCGGCGGCGAGAAGCCCUACCGCUGUGGCGACUGUGGCAAGAGCUUCUCCUGGAGCUCCCACUGGGAACGACACCAGCGUAUCCACACUGGGGAGCGCCCCUACCAGUGCGGCGACUGCGGCAAGCGCUUUGGCCGCACCUCCCACCUCUACCGGCACCAGCGCACCCAUGCCGGCGGCCAGCCCCACAUCUGCACCGACUGCGGCAAGAGCUUCAACAGCACCCUGCACUUCCACAAGCACCGGCGGGCCCACGCAGGUGAAGCCCCCUGCCAUGCCUGCCCCGACUGCGGAAAGGCCUUCGCUGACGGCUCCGCUCUGGCCAAGCACCGGCGCACCCACACCGGAGAGCGGCCCUUCCCUUGCCCCCAGUGUGGACGGCGCUUCAGCGUCAGCUCUCACCUGUACCGCCACCUGAGGAGCCACACCGAGGAGAAGCCGCUGGAGGAGAUCACAUCCUACUAGAGAUCAACUCCUCUUCCCCCUUUACCUGGGAGAGGAACCCCCCCAUGCUGGAGGUUUAGCUCACCUGGACCUGGCUGCCCCUCUCUGGGCAUGGGAGUGAACCCCAUGCACUGCCAGCCAGAGCAUUAGUGGGGCUUACCUCACAGGGAUCUGACCAUGGGGAUCGCCGACCUGCAGGGGUAGCUGAGACCUCUAGGAGAGCAGCGGGCAACCCCGUUGUGGGCACUCUGGGGCCACAGGGACAGGUGUAGUGUAAGGUCCCAGUCUGGAGCCCCUUGAAGGGCUCCAUGUCACUGGGGGUCUGGAUCAGCCCUGAGGAUAUAGGUAGAUAAGGUAGAUUAGGUAGGUAGGAUAGGUAGGAGGUAGAGCAGAGUGGUGGCUGUACUAGGGGGCUGGGCAGGGUGGAAAUAAGAGAGGGAGAAUGUUAAAUGGUGUGUGAUUGAGGGCGGAUUACCCUCUCGCUCACUCCAGUGUAAAUCAGGAGUAUACUCACCGGAGUCAUGGGGGCUGAUUCCCCUCUCAUUCACCCUGGUGUAAAUCAGGAAUAACCCCACUGGAGUCACUGGGGCCAAUUCCCCUCUCGCUCACCCCCGCGUAAACCAGGAGUAACCCCACUGCGGUUAGUGCAGUUACAGGAGUGUGGAGGCAAGGGCGAAUGGGUGAUCGGAGCUGGGGCGGGAGGCAGUAUCUGGGGAUCGGGUGGGAGGCAGUAACUGGGGAUCAGGCAGGUGGGGCAGGAGGUGGCGAGGAAGAUGGGAACCAGACUGGGAGGGGAAAUGAAGUGUUUGGGGAUUGGAGUGUCUGUGUGGUGGGAGCAAGAGAGGGAUGUGGGUGAUGGAGGACUGGCAUGUCUGUGGACUGGGCUGGUGGGGCAGAUAUGGCACUGCUAGGGGUCUCCAGACUGAGGAGGAUGGGACCAAGUUUACUGCCACUCCUUCUCUGGGUUUCCAUGCCCUAUCCCUGCCUCCUGAUCAGACAGGACCCAGGAGGAGAAGAAACUCUGCCACACGGAACCCCCCGCAAGCCAUCCCAUCCAGGAGGGGAAAUGCAGGGGACUCAGCAUGGAGAGAGCCUGGGAAGUGGAGAGAGCUUGGUGUGUAAUGCACCUGACUCCAGCAGGAAUGAGAGACAGAAAACCUUAGGGUAGAGUGUGAUUAACUUGUGGAGUUCACAGCUGCAGGAGAUGACUGGGGCAAACACCUCAGCAAAGCCCUCUACCAGCUCCAUGGAGCAGUCUGGGGCUGUUGACUUCCAAACGACUUCCUGCGUGUGUGAAAAUCUCCCUUAGACACACGCCCUGCCAGUCCCGAUCCUAAUUCAGAGCAUGAGGGACAAGAACCUGCUCUCCACUGUUCUAGGGAUAUGGAGGGGGUGAGUUUCUGUAAAGGAAGAAAGCUAGUCACUCCUGAAAUUAGCUAUCCAAGCUGGGGCUCAGAAGGUCGUGAGCUUCAUCAGCUGCACUUUUUGGAAGGAUCUGUGAGGUAUUUACAUACCAGGAAAUCUGUUGUUGUUAGAGGUCAGAUUCUUUGUUGGUGUCAAUGGACAUCCAGGGAUUUCUGCCCAUUUAUGCCCAGUGAUAAAUUAGUCCUUUCUCUACAGUAGACUUCGGCCUUGUCUAUGCAUCAAAGUUGAGUUGCUUUUUAACUCGAUGGGUACAGUUAAAGAAGUGUAACCCUCACCCCCUUUAGUAUGAAUGUUAUCAAAAUCAUCACAGCAAAUCCCAAAGGGGUGUAACCUCCCUGCAGAUUGAGCGCCACCCGAAUCAAUUUGUAGCUAGAUCCUCAGUAUGGUCUUGCUGGAUGGUCAGUCUAUGUCCGUCACUGGUGAGCUUAUCAAAGUCUUUGACAACCACGUGAUCGCUAGCUGUGUAGCAGUGUCCCUUGGUAACCGCACUUCGUAAUUCAUUAUUACUCCUGAGGGCAUUCUGCGCCAAAAAAAUUAAAAUUCUGAAAAUUUUAUUUGUCAAAUAAAUGUGGAGGCUCCAGCAUGGCAUUAGGGAGCAUUGGCCACUGGCUGUACGGAGGUGGGAGAUCACUGUGCAGCUCCCUCCCGGGACACAGACUCAGCGGUGAGGCGUCACCCAAUCCUGACAUAGUGCAAGGACAGGGCCUGCCCCAGAAACACCCCAUGGCCCUGCCCCUCCGUGCCAGAUGCACCAGGUAGGCUAAGCAAGGCAGGAUCUUAGUGUGGGGGGAAUGCAGUUAUGGGUUGAGAGGGUUCUGUGGGGCAAUCUGGGUGUGGACGGCUCAGUGGGAGAUCCAGGUGUGGAGGUGAUUUGGAUGCACAGGGGCUUGCUGGGGGGUUCUUGGUGCAGUGGGAAUGGGACUUUGACAGGGGAUCCAGGUGAAGGUGGU